AUGGUGAAGCCAGAGCUUCCUGCAGAGGUUACUGAACUACUGUCCAACCCGGUUGAGUUGAUAAAAUGGCUUGAACGGCAAGAUACGGAGUUUGGCGUAAGUUGCGCAAAUUCCCUCUUUGAGCAACUUCUUCAGGAAGCAGCUCAACCCAAAUCUGUGUCCGGACAAGCAUGCAUAAGGCUCUGUGGCCUUGUCGAGCAAUCUUCCAAGUCUAAUUCUGAUGGCAUACGGCAAUGGGCGCUCUCACAAGAUGUCACAUUGAAAUUGUUCAACUUUUACAUUGAGUGGAAUGAGUCAGACAACCAUCGGUCGAUGAAGCUGGUUCUCGAUCUGGUUGCCCAAUGUAUUCUCAAGAACCCGGAUCGGGAAGGCUCAUUGAAGACGAAGCAAAGUAUCUUGGACAAUCUCAUCUCGAUUGUCAUUGGACGUUCCACGAAGCCUGUUGCAAAGUCUGCCAUCAAGACGCUGGAUCACUUCCUAUCGAAAGGCGUAUUUUCCCUGGACGACAUCAAGCUGGUCUAUUUGUCCUUUAGAAAGGAUCUGAGUGCGCAGGACGACGUGGAAACAUGGAGGAUAUUUACCGUGGAUCUCUUUCACUGGAUGCGCCUCCACUUUGUUUGUCCUACCGCUGGCAGAUUGAUUGUGACCAUCUACCGAUUUUGGAGACAGGGAAAGGUUACAGGGCAAGUUCCUACCAUAGAGAUAUGGCAUGAGUGGCUUCUUGACGUCUUGGCCGAGGAGCCAAAUUUGCUGGAGUCACUCAAGAACUACGUCUUCUUGCCGUUGUUCAAGCUUGACAGACCAGAGGCGUUGAGGUUUCUGGAGAUGAUGAAUGAAGAUCAUGCCGUGUCUGGAGCGAGCGAGAUGGACAUGAAUACUCCUGCGUUGUUGCAAUUAGCUGCUUUGGAGACCGGCAAGAGAGUUGGUCUUGUCGAAGAACCCGCCAUUGGCAACACCGACAAGUCGGCAGGAGAUGAUUCUUCCAUUACCCUUCACGAAAAUGUGUUGGAGAGUGUACUUGCACAUCCUUCUCAUGAAGUUCGUGCUCUGGCGCUAUCUUUGCUCAUCACGUCGCCAUCAACCACACGGCCAUACUCGCCAGUUGCUUUUGAUCUAAUCAGAAAGCACCUGGGAGCCUUCUUCGCCGACCCAGAUGCCAAGUUCAGAGUGGAUGUUGUUGCCAAAACUCGAGACAUGUUUAAGAGAGUCCGCGGUGCCAUUCACGUCCUGAAGCGCAGCAUCCCACGGGCCCGAGCCAAGGCAGAGAAAGCAAAGGCGCCUCCUCCAGCUGACAAAGAUGUUGUUUCGCAGCCUAUUCUCUAUCGGUCGAACCUGAUUGCUUUACCCGACGUCCAACUGACGCACUGCUUGGAUUACCACGUCAAGUUUCUCCACUGGUAUCUUGCCUUCCUCUGCGAGGAAUUAACCCCAACGGCGUCAUACCAGAGGCACAUUGCGGCUCUGAAGGCUCUAAUACACAUCGUGCGCUUGGAAGGGGAUACGAGUAAGACGUGGGAGACAUCUGAUGAUCAAGUACUCUUCUUUGAUUGUUUAAAUUCCAAAUGGGCUCGAGCAUUAUUCGAUUUGAUCAUGGAUCCCUUUGAGGAUGUCAGAGACAUCGCGGCGACGGCACUGGCGAAAUGCUACGCCGACGGCAGAUAUCGUCGCCUUACAUUGACUGGACUGGAAGCGACCAAAGUGCCCGUUGGCGAAAUCACCGAGCUAUCACAAAAGGCUAAUGAACUUGCUCGUAAAACAGCUAGAGCAGACCACUCGGACGGCGCCUCGAAAUCAUCCCAGUUGCUUUACCGAUUCCUUGAAUCCGGAGCGGAGAGAAUCACUUUGCUGGCAGAUAUGGUCAAUGAGUUGAGCCGAAAAGCCUCCAUGGCAGAGAAAGACCUCGGCCAAGCCGUCGUUGAUGCCCCUCUGCAUGGAGACUUUGCGUCCUUGUGCCAUACCUGGCAGGUAGUCUCCGAGAUCAAACUCUCUGCAUCUAAGCUAGAUGAGGCGAGAAAGCUUCAACUAGAGAUUGUGUCGUGCUGUGAGCGGGCAUGGAGGGCUGUCCGAGAUAUUCUGUGUGAUGAUUCUCCAGAAGGACACUUGCCUCAGGAACUCGAGGAGGUUGAUGGGCUUGACACCAAGGAUCUCCUAAGCUACAGCUUCCGUGCUGUCCACGAGUCAAGCAAUUUGAUGCGCACGAUUAUCCUGACCAUACGUAACGGAUCCCGAGACGGCUUGAUCAUCCCCUCGAAGGAAGUAUUCGAGAGAAUAGGAAACUUGACCUUCACCCAGCUGGCAACUUUGCGUCACCGAGGUGCAUUCACCACCGUUUCUGCCACAUUCGCUACUUGUUGUCAACAGACAAAGCAUUUGAAACUAGCCGAAAAUGAGAAGCCUCUUCUGGACACCUGGUACGAAGGUACAUUGAACGCAAUCUACUCACAAGCAUCAACGACUCGUCGAUCCGCAGGAAUUCCAUCCAUGAUUACGGGAAUCCUCGCUGCAAACGCCGCACAUCCCAGCUUCGAUCAAGUCAUGGACACGCUGAUGAGCAUCGCCGCCAAAGAAGCAAAGGUUUCAGAAACAGACGGCUCAAAUCUGUCCCAAGUCCACGCAUACAACUGCCUCAAGGACAUCUUCAAAAACUCUCUCCUAACAGCAUUGGGAAACAAGUCCGAGUCAUACCUACCUCAGUGUCUCGAACUAGCAGCCGGUGGACUCCGAUCCGAACUAUGGGCCAUCCGCAACUGCGGCCUCAUCUUCCUCCGAAGUCUCAUCGACAACCUAUUCGGCACUCACGAGAGCAAGGCCAUGAUUGAGGCAGGGUGGGAUGGCAAGGCAAACCGCAUCCAUUACCACCGGUACCCAAACCUGCCCGGCGUGCUCAGGAACCUCCUUCAGUCGGGACACCGAAUCCUCUCUGAAAUGUCGAGUUCAGGCACCGCAGCUGCUGAGUCUGUGUUUCCUGCUCUGGAUAUCAUUCGCCGCGCGGGACCUCCUGAUUUGUUGCGUGACGAAAUCCAAGUUCAUGUGGCUGCGUAUCUGUCCAGCCCGGUGUGGCAUGUGCGUGACAUGGCUGCCCGUACGCUUUGUUCCUGUCUCCUGCAUGAGAAGUGGCUCGUCGUUAUCAAGGAUAUCUUUGAGACGGCAGUGGCUGGCGAAUCCAAAAUCAAACAGAACCAUGUCCACGGAGUUCUCAUGACCCUUAAGUUUCUCAUUGAGAGGCUCAGUGAAGUUGCCCAUGAACGACUACUCAUCGGUCUACCGGACUUAAACUCCUUCCUUUCCCAAGCAAAGGUGGACGCCCUGUUUCCCAACUGUCCCGACAUCACCGCCACAUAUCUAGGAGUCAUAAACAUGAUUUGGUCCUUUGAACUGGCCAACAAGCGACCCCUAACCAAAUUCAACAUCACCAUGCCCACAAACACAGCAUCUGCUCUCCUAAAGAUCCAAAAGGCCAUCCACGACGUAUUCCUCCUGUCAACCCAGCAAGACGCCAUCACACAGCUACAAUCUCUCCUCCAAAGCCAACAAGUCGGUCUCGACGGGUUGGUCGCCGCCCUCGAAACCAUCCCCAAAGUCUGGGAUACUUCGUCAUGCUCACAGGACACCCUGGCCGCGCUAUCCACUCUAUACAUCAACGUCUGUCUAGAAACCUCCUACUCAGAAGCCCAGGUCCUCUCCAUAGAAAACGUAGCCCACGUCCUAGACAAGCUUCUCGAGAUCAAAGUCUUCGACAAAGUACCCAAAGAAGCAUUGAUAUCUCUCUGGGUAACCCUGCCCACCCGUCCCAUGAACCCAGCCCUCUCAAACGCAGUCAUCAGAGCAAGCGGUUCCAUCGCCGCAGCACUAAGCUCCCAACCCACAACUAUGAGCAUCCACGCAUGGGGUCUCAUCAUGGCCGACGCCGCUCUAGACGACAAGACUUUCGACACUCGCUUCGCAGCCGCCUCAUCUCUCCAAUCCUUUUUCGCCAUCCGCACAUCAUUCUCUGUAGAGCAUCUCCCUGCCCUCCUCACGCUCUACGACCUCCUAAACGACGAUGACGACGAAGUCCGUGACAUGGCCGCCAUGGCUGCGAAAUCCGUCAUCGGCACCGCCCUCGUUCCUAUCGAAGCAGCAAACCAUCUCCUCCGACUCCUCGCCACCCAGUUCGGCACGACACCAGAGUUCAGGGCCAUCGUAGCGGACCGUCUAGUUGGCUACUUUGGCGUCCGGGCUGCGAACCGCACGAACUGGGAACCAGCAGAGGUUGAGCUCGCUCAGGCGCUCGAAUUCGAUGACUCGCUUUUCGUGGUGGAGGAGCAGAAUUUGUUUAUUGACGAGGUGCGCGAGACGAAGCGGUGGGUGGACGUUUUUGAAACGCUUGAAUGGGAUGCCGAGGAUGAGAAUUUGGUCCGGCUGGUAUGUUGGGCGCAGGGUGGCAUUGGACAGCUGCAUAAACUUGCAGAAUUGGAGGACGGACCGUUGGGAUGGGCGUCGAAUCCGACUGUGUUUGCUAUUUGUACUCGGCUGAUUCGUUGCUCGGUGGCGUUGGGGAAGAAGGUCAAGAGUGCUGCGUUGGAAGAAGUGGUUGGAACGGCAAAGGAGGCUUUGCGCGUGAACAAGACGAGAGUAUCAAAUCUGCUUACUGAAGGGUGGAUAGAUGGUUAA
Molecule: messenger RNA, 4653 nt
Organism: Pochonia chlamydosporia 170
Lineage: Eukaryota; Fungi; Ascomycota; Sordariomycetes; Hypocreales; Clavicipitaceae
Product: HEAT repeat protein
Exons: 7
Coding region: 1-4653 (1550 amino acids)
Biological process (GO): tRNA methylation
Cellular component (GO): cytosol
Source: RefSeq, a predicted model, not a curated record